Cyprinodon variegatus (sheepshead minnow) is the source of this 753-nucleotide messenger RNA. RefSeq names its product general transcription factor IIIC subunit 6 (gene gtf3c6). Gene Ontology annotation, biological process: transcription by RNA polymerase III. Lineage: Eukaryota; Metazoa; Chordata; Actinopteri; Cyprinodontiformes; Cyprinodontidae. The coding region runs from base 129 to 578 and encodes 149 amino acids. Gene Ontology annotation, cellular component: transcription factor TFIIIC complex. The record is from RefSeq and is a predicted model, not a curated record. The transcript has 6 exons.
GGAGUUCCUCGCCUACAAAAACAGUCUCCUCUCGGCCACCGUACUUAUCACAAUACAAUCCUACAAUUCAUGAUAGCUUGUGAUCUCUGUAAUCUGUUAUAUCUUUGCUCUACUUCAAGUGUUUGAAGAUGGAAGAUGAAUGGGAAGAAGAGGAGCAGCUUGUUGUGGUGGAACUCUCUGGAAUAAUCAACAAUGACUUUCUGUCCAAGUGUCAAAGCACUUGUAAGAUACUGGAUGUAGACAGUGAAAGGCCCAUGAUGCAAGUUGGACAGUAUGUAUUUGCAGGGGAAUAUGAAGACACUUUGGGAACUUGUGUACUUUUUGAAGAGGAACCAAAAAAAGGAAAAGCAACCAGCAGUCCUGGCCUCAAAUACAUGUGCAACACAGUGAAGAAGCUGCGGAUGCAGCGAAUCUUCCUCACUGAGAAAAAGGAGGGUAACGUGGUUACAGCAGAAGGUCAUGAUGACAAAACACAAGACUCAACCUGUUUGUCUAAUCAAGCUGAGGAAGACGACACACAUAACAAGAUAGAAGAAAGUCGGAACAACACAGAUUUGGAGGACUCUGCAAUGGGCUGAGAUGGACAUUUUAUAUUGUGCCUCCCUUAGAGAGGAUAAGGAAUCUGCUUCAGACGCACAUUUAAGGACUUGGUUUAUAUGUUUAUACACUUGUACAGCAAAACAGAAGUUGUUUUUCUUUUAAAUUGAAAAUCUGUUACAAAUUUUUGAGGAAAAUACUUUUAUGCCUCCUCUA